CUCUAGAUUUAGCAGCUAGCUAGACUUUAUGCCUGUGCUGCUAUAAUACUAGAGAAUGGCUACUGUAACUCUAUUUCUCUGCUGUCUGCUGGGAAGUGUUUCUCUUGUGUAUGGACAACCUUUGAUUCGACUGGCAGCAUCCAAUGAGCCCGAUGGCACUGACCACACUGGAGAGAUCAUCUCAUUCUCUGAUGUUGGAUCAGGAGCUAGUGGUCAACCACGCCCCUGGCUUUGCUACACCGAAGACACUGGUAGUGUAUUGUGGCUGUUCCCCGAUGGGAGUGCAUUGCAACUUGAAAGUAGAUCAGUGGCAUUUCAGGACGAAGUGUUCAUCAGAGAUGUUCCUAAUUUUGCCGUUAUUCUGUAUCGUGGUCCCACACACUUCAGUCCUGAUGGAGAACACUGCUGUGUGAGGACUGCCACCAAUGAGAGGAGAUGUGUCACCUUCAUUCCCUGCCCCACACUGAGUCCCCUCACUGACACUAAUGGGAGGAUCUCAUACAACCCAGUCAACAACAUGGCCACCUACAGCUGUGUCACUGGGUACACACCAACCAUCACCAGUGGAACAGCUCUGCAGAUAACUUGUGGGGGUGGGAGUGAUACUAGUGCUGGUACCUGGUCUCCACUACCACCUACACUUACUUGUACAAUUGUCACCUGCCCUGUCCUAACCUCCCCUACCAAUGGAGGUGUGUCCACCCCUAGCUUCAACUACCUCACCUUUGCUGCAUACAACUGUGACCCUGGCUACUUCCUCACUAGUAGUGCUACUAGACAAUGUGAAGCUACUGGUCAGUGGUCAGGAGUGGCACCAACUUGUCCACCUGUUGACUGUGGAUCACUAACUAUUCCCAAUGGAGUAGUAGACACAUCCUCUGGAACCACCUUCAUGAUGACUGUUACCUACACCUGUAACAUUGGAUACGUCCGUGUUGGUAGUGAGAGCAGAACUUGUGGAGCAAGUAUAACAAGUGGACCAACUGGAGUUUGGAGUCCAGCUGCACCAGUUUGUGAAAUUGUCAACUGUGGACUACUUGCCAACCCCUCCAAUGGAGCAGUGGACACAUCCUCUGGAACCACCUUCAUGAUGACUGCUACCUACACCUGUAACACUGGAUACGCUCUGGUUGGAGCAAACACUCGGACUUGUGGGAGUGAUGGACAGUGGACUCCAGAUGCUCCAACCUGUUUACAGCUCCUAGCUGUGAUCAGCCCCAGUGGUGUUCCAAUGGCUGGUCAGAGUUUCUCCCUCACUUGUUCCCUGAGUGGAGGGGCCUCUCUACAACCCACCCUCUCCUACCAGUGGACGAGGGAGGGAGGGUCACUCAUGACCAGCACAGCAACCCUCAACUUUGACACUCUCUACUUGUCAGACGCUGGUCAGUACAGCUGUCAGGUCAUCCUCACCUCCAGUCAGCUUGAGGGGGAACACACUGUAGCUGCUCACUACACCAUUGAGUUCAUGAGCCUGCACAUUCAACUUGGUCUGGAGGGAAUAACAAACUGCAGAGUGUACACUGAUCGAACUAGACGCUGAUAUGAAAACAGAUGACAUCACCAAUAGUCUGACACAAGGCAUUGAAAGCCAGUGUGCCUGUGGAUUCAACUCUUCCCUCAUUUUGAAUUCCUUCAUGGUUUGUUUCGAUGACUCCCCUAGUCAUGUGACCUACAGAGCUGUGCUAAC
Molecule: messenger RNA, 1687 nt
Organism: Halichondria panicea
Lineage: Eukaryota; Metazoa; Porifera; Demospongiae; Suberitida; Halichondriidae
Product: E-selectin-like
Exons: 8
Coding region: 56-1540 (494 amino acids)
Source: RefSeq, a predicted model, not a curated record